Messenger RNA from Chinchilla lanigera (long-tailed chinchilla), 1212 nucleotides. RefSeq lists its product as uncharacterized. The coding region runs from base 1 to 681 and encodes 226 amino acids. NCBI's taxonomy places the organism in Eukaryota, Metazoa, Chordata, Mammalia, Rodentia, Chinchillidae. The transcript has 4 exons. The record is from RefSeq and is a predicted model, not a curated record.
AUGGCGAACCUUUUAGAGAAGAAAGACGGCUGCGUGAACCUUGUUGCCACUGUAAACUCUUUCGGUGGCCUUCUCUGUACUCUGCAGAGCAUACUUCUUUUCCUACCUUUAGCACCUUUAGUAAAUGUAAAACCUUUCUACCUAUCGUGCAUUUCUUGUCCAAUUCUUCGUUCAGGACGAGAAGAACCUGGGAAGGGUGCCCAGGAAGAACAGGCACGCCAGGCCGUGCUAACGCUGCCACAUGUAACUACUCACAGUGGGAGGGUGCUUCGCCGAGCAGGCGACAGGGGACACGUUUGGACUUGGGACAGGACUACAGUGCUUUCCCUAAGAAUCCCCGGCAAUGCGCGGGACAGGGCAAACCUGGGAAGCCAAAGCAGGAGAAGCGGAAGACCGGACAGGGCAGGGCUGCUGGCGGAGGUCAGGAAGAGGAACUCCAGGACGCCUGGCCCAGCCGAGUGGCUCCAGCAGAGCAGAAGUCGCUGUGGACUCCUGUAUGGAGGCUACCAGAGGCCAGCCAGCCAGCGUCUCAGCCGCGUGAGGGAGAGAGGAGCGUUCCUGCUUCAUCUGAGCAGGGCCCCGGCCCAGGUCUACCAGGUCGCACAUGGCGGACAGCAGACCGAAAUUCCCGGAGAAGGCGCUCGCAAGGUUGAGAUCAAGUUGUGGGCCGUGUCCAUCUAGACCGCGAUGCUGGGAGACUGCUCCGACAGCUGGAGGACUGAAGUCCCGCCUCCUUGCCAGCUGUUCCUCCGAGGCUGCUCUCAGCCCCUCCGGCAUCUGCAUUCCUUCUGUGUGGCCCCUCCAUCUUCAAAGACAGCUACAAAGAACCUGCCUGGUGUCAAAUCCCUGUCGUCCUUCAAGCCACCCGAGCCAUCUGUUAGCUUCCACUAUCAGAUGGGCCCGAGGGGCCCACUGUGAAUAACAAAGACAGUCCUGUCGCUUAGGAGAUUCCAGGAUUCAGUUAUCUCCCCGGAAUGGGCCAAAGGCCAGUCAAAUUCCCUUCCCUCCUUCCCUCCUUCCCUCCUUCCCUUCUCCCUCCUCCCUUCCUCCUUUCCUCCCUCGUUCCCUCCCUCCAUCUUUCCCUUCCUCUUCCUCCACAACCAUGGCUGUUGUCACAUCCAAAAAAACUAAAACGAUUCUUUAUUUUCAUCAAAUAGCCAAUAUGUUGUAAUUGUCCCAUUAUCUCAUUAAAAAAUAGUUGAUUUCAGCAAA